CGUAUUUCCCAUCAGUCCGUGCGCGGGCGGCGUCCAUCUUGUUAGUGUCUGUGCGACAACAUUUCACAGUUCUCUGAGAAAGUCGGAACAAAUUGUCUGUUCGCAGCGCCUUUUCCCCGAUUCUAGCCCCCAAAUCUGGUGUUAGCGACUGUUACGGCCCGGGGGAGCUAGUGCUGGGACUGUAGUAGCUGUUACAAGGCAAUAUGAGCGCGCCGAGGGAGAAGAAGAAAGGGGGAGGGCUGAUCAGUCGACUGGCCAAAGAGAAGAAAACGGAGAAGAACCAAAACUACAUCACCGAAGAAGAACUACUGCAGAAGGACAACAUCUCGCCUGAAGACGUCCUGAAACUCCCCAAAGUCACAGAAAACUACCUGUGUGAGCCGGAAGCGAAUGUGUUCCAGAUCGACUUCACCAGGUUCAAGAUCAGAGACAUGGACUCUGGCACGGUUCUGUUCGAGAUAGCAAAACCCCCUCCCUCAGAAGAUGAUGAACCUGACGCGGAGGCGGAGGACAUUGACCCCAAUGCCGGCCGGUUCGUCAGAUACCAGUUCACACCACAGUUCCUCAAGCUCAGAACAGUGGGCGCAACGGUUGAGUUCACAGUGGGCGACAAACCGGUGAGCCAGUUCCGGAUGAUCGAGCGGCACUACUUCAGGGAACGACUUCUCAAGAGUUUCGACUUCAACUUCGGCUUCUGCAUCCCCAACAGCAAGAACACGUGUGAGCACAUAUACGAGUUUCCCGAGCUGGCCCCCGAUCAGAUUCAGGAGAUGAUCGACCAUCCCUACGAGACGAAAUCAGAUAGCUUCUACUUCGUGGACAACAAUCUCAUCAUGCACAACAAGGCCGACUACGCGUACAACGGGGGCAUCAUGCAGCAGUGAACUCUGGGAUACCUCCAGGGAAUCAUGGGAUACUUCAGGGCAGCAGAUUAGGUCUAGCUUUGGCCAGUAACCUUUGAACUCCAGCGACCCCUGCCCUCCAAAGAAAAACACCCUGACCCUACCCUAGAUUGAAAUGGUUUGGCCUGCAUCAGUGCUGACACAAGCUGUAGCCGAGAAUCGUCCAUUUUAGAUACGGGGGUGGCAAGUGCAGUGGAGCCUUCGGUGGUUACUGGUCUUGUGUAGUGUUUGUUGAUGAACUGGCAUUGAAUAAAUUUUCUCCCCCUUCAAGCGACUGCGAGGUGGGCCGCCCCACCUUGUGCAGCCCUACAGCCAUAACAAAUAACUAAACAUACAAACAUCUACAUGGAAAAGUAACGUUUGCCUUGUGUGAGCCUCAGCAUGGCUUAAUCCCUGACAAGCACCCCUCAGAUAGAAUGAAAAGUACCACUUUACUCUGUGUUAAUGUUUAGAGAAAGUCUAAGUUAGACCAUUUUUUUUAUAUGAACUGUUUGCUUCAAGUGUGUGACUUAUUCUGGUGACCCUCAGCAGCCAUCUUGGAGAUCUCUUUAGAGGUCAAAGUGUAAAGGGUCAAGUUCAACAACAUUUGCAAUCAGGUUAAAAACAAAAAGCUUUCUUUUGUGUAUUGUCAUAUUUGGUCAGGUCAGGUGAAGGUCACCAAAAUGGCUGCCAUAGGGUAGACAAAUGACCUCUACAGUGUGGAGAAUCAGAAACAGAGUUAUCAAGGUCACUGUAAGAUUACUCUGAGAGGGCCUCAUACCAAUAUUUGAGGUCAAAACCUUGGUCAUUGUUUCAACUGUGGAUGCAGUCAAGUCCAUUUCUCCACACAGGGGUGCAAAGAUUGCAAAAAAUCUCACUACAGACUACUUACAAAUAGCAUUGUCAUUCCUCCUGUCUCUGCACCAUUCUGCCCCCCCCUCCUUUAUCAAAGUGUAACAGUCCAAUGUUCUUUUCCAGUCCUGAAUUGCAGAAUUCUGGUGCAAUAGUCUAAAUUGUGACCCCCGUUGCACAUUGGGAUACUCUAGUUUUCUGUAAAAAAAAAAGGCCUGUUUGUAUUGCAACACUUUGACAAGGGGAUGUCUGGAGUGUAGUGUACAGUUUUGCUCAGAAGUAGUUAAUCAGAGACAUUGUAUAAGACUAACUUACAAUUUAUCCACAUAAACAAUGAUUUUAGCUUCCACAUUUUCACCCUGGCAAAAACAAAUGAACUGAUCAUUGUCUAUCCUGCAGCCAUUUGCUUGUGUUCACUAUGUCUUUUUUUUUUUUUUUUCACGGCAGAAAUUCUUGUGGAUAUGAUGAAAUGUGAGACUUCCUCGCCCAAACCAAUGUGGAAUAAGUGGGUGUCUUGUACUACUGUAAUGAUACAGAUUUCUGCAAGGGGGCGCACUUGUUCAUAAUGUGUAAGAUUGUACAUUGACUCAUUCAACACACUAGCUAUAAAUAAUACUAUAAUUGAGUGUGAGAGAAACGUAGGCACGCGGAGGUUCUAGAUUUGUAUGGUGUUGUUGUGUUUGGAGUGUAGUUGUGCUGCAACUUUAGCUUGUUCUGUCCAUAAUUCAUUUGUAUUUAGGAACGCUGUACACCGACAAUAUUGUCUCCACUUUAAUUAAUUCUGUGCUUGGACAAAUAUACGUUAUUUGAGAACAAA
Branchiostoma floridae (Florida lancelet) is the source of this 2550-nucleotide messenger RNA. RefSeq names its product protein unc-119 homolog B-like. Gene Ontology annotation, molecular function: lipid binding. Lineage: Eukaryota; Metazoa; Chordata; Leptocardii; Amphioxiformes; Branchiostomatidae. Gene Ontology annotation, cellular component: cilium. Gene Ontology annotation, biological process: nervous system development; cilium assembly; lipoprotein transport. The record is from RefSeq and is a predicted model, not a curated record.